Messenger RNA from Lachancea lanzarotensis, 1296 nucleotides. It is a transcript of the gene MTF2, whose product is annotated as LALA0S02e09670g1_1. Gene Ontology annotation, cellular component: mitochondrion. The transcript has a single exon. NCBI's taxonomy places the organism in Eukaryota, Fungi, Ascomycota, Saccharomycetes, Saccharomycetales, Saccharomycetaceae. Bases 1 to 1296 code for a protein of 431 amino acids. The record is from RefSeq and is a predicted model, not a curated record.
AUGCUGAAACGAUUGACGGGCGUGAAGCCAGCUUUUGGGCGUCAUCUCAGGUAUUUUGGGACCACCAUGGUCAAGAAACAGGCCAAAAAAGUAGAAUCUAGAGAAGCAGAUGGAUUCAAAGACGAGCAGGUAUCGUCGAUUCAGGAAAGAACGCUAUUCGAACAGAUCUUCACACAGAUUAUGAAGAAGGACGAGGAUAAGAAGAGAUCCAAGGACUUCCUAAAGCCAAUUUUGGGCCAAGAGAGUACCAAAUCUGACGUAGGAACAGCGGGAAUAAAACGAGACAACCUUCAAGUGGUUUUUGAGACCAAAAAACCUGCUUCUGCUGAUGAGACGCUCUUAAAUUUUUUCCGCGAAGCUGUGGGUAAUGACAUGGAAGAAUCUAGUGCCCUUGCAAGAAUGACAACGGAAGAUAUUCGCAAAUAUCCGGUUUCGUUGACACCGACAUAUUUUUCGAAAGAGAAAAAGCCUAGCACCACUGAGGACAGAAGAAAUGCAGGAGACUAUGCACCGGUUUCAGCAGCCUCUUACAUCGAAAAUAUACUGGCAUCAGAUCUCAAGUUGACAUCACCUCCUGAGCGUGCUGAUACCACGACUUCAACCAUCAAUCCGAAGCUGCAAAGACAAAUCGAAGCCAAAAACCGUUUAAAUGCAACUUUGGAAAAAGUUUUGAGUCCUUAUCUGCUCCAUUUACAGAAUCUAAUCCAAACCGAUGGAGACUGUCUUGCAAUCGUUCAAGACCUUCUGAAACAGUAUCUGGGGCGGAACCUAAAGCUUGAAACCGACGAUUUAGACCAUUUGGAGCAAACUUGUUUAAAGAACCCGGUCUCUUUACCGCAGCCAUUUCAUAUCACAACACCGUUUGUUAUUCGGCAUCUUUUGACCAGCAAUGAGUUUUCAUUCCCAUCUGAGCGUCGAUACACUCUGAUAUCUGUGAUUUACAAUACGUGCAGGAACGCUUCCGAUGUCUCCCUGUAUUUGAACGUUUGCAACAUCGACUUUUACAACUUGCUUAUCGAGUUGGCGUGGGAGAAUUUCCAGGAGAUACACCAAGUGCGACAAUUGGUUGCGGAAAUGACUGUAAAUGGCAUCAUGGGUGACUUACAAACUGUGAGUCUACUUUCAGAGAUUUCAAACGCUAUGAGACACAUGAACGACGGUAUAGCUGACGAUUCUGGCGAUUCAGAAGGGGCUCUUACCGUGGGUGUUGUUUGGUGUCGAGAAAAUGCCCAAGAUUUGAACUACAUCGAGGACUACCUAAAGAAACUUAAACAAGGUCAGGCUCAAAGUAUUUGA